Coregonus clupeaformis (lake whitefish) is the source of this 2646-nucleotide messenger RNA. RefSeq lists its product as uncharacterized. The record is from RefSeq and is a predicted model, not a curated record. Bases 86 to 1153 code for a protein of 355 amino acids. The transcript has 10 exons. Lineage: Eukaryota; Metazoa; Chordata; Actinopteri; Salmoniformes; Salmonidae.
UUCUCCCUCAUUCUGUUAGUGACACAGCCUAUAGCAGGCUACCAGAGUACCAGGGAAAGUUAACUACACACAAGGGUUACUCAAAAUGGACAAAAUACCAUUUACUUUUCCCUGUCUCAUUGUCCUUUUGGGUCUUGUCAUGACUUCUACCACCACAGCCCAGACACAGCCAGUCAAUCCCACUGUACCCCAGCCCACCUCAGCCUCCAACCCAGCCAUCGACACAGCCACUCCAGGAGACAACACCACUCCAGGAGACAACACCACUGCUGUAGACAACUAUGAUUUACCAUUUUCCACCAUAACCCCAAGCUCAGGCGUUCCUGAUCUAACUUUUGAUAACAUCCCUAUAAUCAAUUCCACCGGGAGGCCUAACGCCACGGAAACCACAACACUGAAGACCAGUCCAGAUGGAUCUCCAGGCGUCUCUACGAAAAAGCCCCCAGCAGAGGCCAGCAGCACAGCUGCUAGCACUUCUGCUACUAGCACCACCAAGGAUACAAGUUUGGCGGGAACUACUCAACAAAAAACCCCUGCGGGAAAAACGUCCAACCGCAUUGGAUUGAUCAUCCUGUUUGUGAUCAUCGUCACUGCCUUUGUGCUCGGAGCAGCAUGCUUAUUGACAAAGAAGAGGUCAAGGAGGUACUCCGUAGAUCUCCGAGACAGGCAUGAGGAUCUGCCUCUGAGUACUGCGGAACAUGACGCCGUGUUUGACAACUCCUCAACACAGAAGGGGAUGGACACCUUUACCGCCGUGGGUCUCAACAGCACCGAGGUCCUGGUUAAGGGAAGUGAGGGAGGAAGAGCAGAUAGUGAGAAAAGCUCUGACCACCCUCCACCUGCCAGCCCUGUGGACAAACCUGAUGCUGUGGCCCCUGGAGAUGUGGCCGCUGGGGCCCCUGGAGUUGUGGCCGCUGGGGCCCCUGGAGUUGUGGCCGCUGGGGCCCCUGGAGUUGUGGCCCCUGAGGCCCCAGUGGGGGAGACUGACGACGAGAACACUGUCUCCAACAAGACCUCAGUGGAGUCAGUGGAGGCCAACGAGAACAAGAACAACAACAACACCAUCACCACAGCCAGGAUCGCUACAACAACACCAAGAGGAUGGGCCAUUACCAGCAGCUUCUCUGAGGUUCCUCUGGACAACCCAGCCUAAAAGAGAUCCUCCUUUAUCUGCAGCCCCUUCACAACCACGACUGAAGAAAAAAACGUGAAGUAAAAGGUAAAAUCAUCGGAAACGCCUGAAAACAAAAGUAUUUCAUUCAAUUCAUAUUAUAUAGGCUAGCUGAUUAAGUUGAUGUUUUCUCUGUCUAUAAACCAUUUGUUAACUAUCGUUGUCUUUUAAAUCUCAGGAUAACCUAUGGAUAUGCUAAGUUAACUUUCACAAAUGCUAUCUUUAUAUUCUGGUACUUACAUUUUAUUAUACUGUAUUUUUGUCAUCAUAGCCUUAGGAGUGAAUAGGCCUAAUUUUGAUUAAUUCAUCUUGUGUGUAUAUAGUUUAGAUAGGUAUUAUGUCUUUAAGGAAGAGUAGCUGUCAGGAUGUAUUCAUGUUGUUAUUCUGAUUUACUUAGGAUUUAUUCCAUGGCAUUGUUGAAUACUCAUUUCUGAUUGGCUUGAAGGGCAUUCUAGAGCGUGCAUUAUAUAUUUAUAUGAAGUCAUACGAGAUAUGAGGUCAUGUAUGAACUUUCAAUUGUUAAUAUCUCUGUUUCCAAGAUAAUUUUUUUGGGGAGAUCAGUUUCAAAUCUUUAUGCAGAUUCUUCACAUUCCCCCUCACCCUCAAUCUAUAUUGUCAAUUCAUUUGUCAUUUUGAAAAACCGGCAAAACUUCCAUCGUCAUGUUCUGUACAUUUUGAUUACAUCCUUUUUGGCUCUUUUGAUGUCAGUCGCUAGAUAAAUGUAGUGAAUGUGUCACAAUAUUUCUGUUAUUGGGCCAUCAAAGUCCUACUCAGCUUGAAGCGAGUGUUUUAUUAAUAUUCUACCCCUCAUGUGAGCUGGGCCAACGUUGCAGAUAGAAAUGUCAUGAUUAGAGCUGAAGUUAUUCCUGAUUCCGCAUGUCAGAGAGGCAUGCUUGUUCUGCACAAUAUACUUCUAUCUGAAUGUUGUGCCCUGCUGAAAGCAGCGCUGGUCCCCACCUCCAGUAAACUGGACCCUGCGAGGCCACCUGUUAUUACCCUCAUGAAUUAGAAACCAGGCUAUCGAGCCAAUCCACUGCAUCUCCAUCCAAGAAUAAAUCCUAAAAGGCUUAUGGGUGGAUUGCUGUGGAUAAUGCUAAUGCUAAUAAUAGCAGAUAUGCUAUAAUUUACAUCCAGUAAAACAGGACAAAUAAAAGGAAAGGUCCGCCAGGGCUAGAUACCGUGAUAUAGCCUAGCUAUGACGACUGGAAAAGAAACAGCUGGGAGAGGUGGGAUACAAACUGUUUCCUUUACAGGAUAGUUGAUCCUCUUUCUACACACUCAUUCACAAACAUCCCAAUGUAGUGUUUCAUAUUAUACCUCCUUUUUUUCAUGCAUCAAGUCUCAAAUCUUGACCCAAAGAAAACAUGUAAAAAGCAAAGUAGUCUAGAAGAUGUUUCCAUAAAUAAUUCCUUUAAUGCUCUGUGUAGAAUACCUGUUUCUCAUGUUUGUACAUUUAAAUAAAUCUAUCAAAAACA